UGGUAAAUUUAUAUCCCGGGAAAUCUCCAAUAUAAACCCUCGCUUCCAUUAUAAACCCACAGAACCCUCUAUUUCUUCUAUUUCUCUUCUCGUUUGUUUCCUGCGGCUAGGGUUUUCAGCAGAGGCUUUAUCUCUCUAGCAUCUCUGUGUUUAAGCUCUUAUUAAUCAACAAUGGGUAAAGAGAAGACUCACAUCAACAUUGUGGUCAUUGGCCAUGUCGACUCUGGAAAGUCGACCACCACCGGUCACUUGAUCUACAAGCUUGGUGGUAUUGACAAGCGUGUCAUUGAGAGGUUCGAGAAAGAAGCUGCUGAGAUGAACAAGAGGUCAUUCAAGUAUGCCUGGGUGCUCGACAAGCUCAAGGCUGAGCGUGAGCGUGGUAUCACCAUUGAUAUUGCCUUGUGGAAGUUUGAGACCACCAAGUACUACUGCACGGUCAUUGAUGCUCCCGGACAUCGUGACUUUAUCAAGAACAUGAUUACGGGUACCUCACAGGCUGACUGUGCUGUCCUCAUCAUUGACUCCACCACUGGUGGUUUUGAGGCUGGUAUUUCCAAGGAUGGUCAGACCCGUGAGCAUGCAUUGCUUGCUUUCACUCUUGGAGUGAAGCAAAUGAUUUGCUGCUGCAACAAGAUGGAUGCCACCACACCAAAAUACUCCAAGGCUAGGUACGAUGAAAUCAUCAAGGAAGUGGCCUCCUACCUUAAGAAGGUUGGAUACAAUCCCGACAAAAUCCCGUUUGUCCCUAUUUCUGGAUUUGAGGGAGACAACAUGAUUGAGAGGUCCACCAACCUGGACUGGUACAAGGGCCCAACCCUUCUUGAGGCACUCGACCAGAUCCUGGAGCCCAAGAGGCCAUCAGACAAGCCUCUCCGUCUCCCACUUCAGGAUGUGUACAAGAUUGGUGGUAUUGGUACUGUGCCUGUGGGUCGUGUUGAGACUGGUAUGAUCAAGCCGGGUAUGGUUGUCACCUUUGCCCCAUCUGGUUUGACAACUGAAGUUAAGUCUGUUGAGAUGCACCACGAGGCCUUGCAAGAGGCUCUUCCUGGUGACAACGUGGGGUUCAACGUGAAGAACGUUGCAGUAAAGGAUCUGAAGCGUGGUUAUGUUGCCUCCAAUUCCAAGGAUGAUCCUGCCAAGGAAGCUGCCAACUUCACCUCCCAGGUCAUCAUCAUGAACCACCCGGGACAGAUCGGAAAUGGAUAUGCCCCGGUGCUUGAUUGCCACACCUCUCACAUUGCUGUGAAGUUUGCUGAGAUCUUGACCAAGAUCGACAGGCGUUCUGGUAAGGAACUUGAGAAGGAGCCCAAGUUCCUUAAAAAUGGUGAUGCUGGUAUGAUUAAGAUGAUUCCGACCAAGCCCAUGGUGGUGGAAACUUUCUCCGAGUACCCUCCUCUUGGACGAUUCGCUGUGCGUGACAUGCGACAGACUGUUGCUGUUGGUGUGAUCAAGAGCGUUGAGAAGAAGGACCCAUCUGGUGCCAAGGUUACCAAGGCUGCAGCUAAGAAGGGAGUCAAGUGAAACGUGCAGGGUCGUCUUUUCUAUGUUGGUCCUAGAGAAGACUAUUUCCAUAAAUUAUGUUUUAAGAACUUGGUUUUCUUUUUUUCAAGGAUGUUAGGAUGUUUACAUUUCUGGUUCUGUUGUAUUCUCCUGCCUUGUAUGUUGAUGAACCAAUCUCAGAAUUGGGUGCUUGACAGACGGUGGCGGGAGUUACGGCAUUGAGCAGUGUUGUCAUCUUUUGCUUAUUUAUGUUUCUUCGUUUGAGGUGUCUUAUGUUCUACUGCGGCUCUUAAGUAUUGUUGUUUAUCUAUUUCUAUUUUACUCA
This is a messenger RNA of Salvia miltiorrhiza (redroot sage), 1825 nucleotides long. RefSeq names its product elongation factor 1-alpha. The record is from RefSeq and is a predicted model, not a curated record. NCBI's taxonomy places the organism in Eukaryota, Viridiplantae, Streptophyta, Magnoliopsida, Lamiales, Lamiaceae. The coding region runs from base 172 to 1521 and encodes 449 amino acids. Gene Ontology annotation, molecular function: GTPase activity; GTP binding; translation elongation factor activity. The transcript is spliced from 3 exons. Gene Ontology annotation, biological process: translational elongation; translation.